AUGUUUCGUUACUGUUUAUGUACGGCACAACACAAUAUAAUUUCACUCAAGCAAGUCGUGUCGUUAACUGUACAUUAAUUUAUUGUUUUGUUUUACAAUACUAUAUUGCUAUUGUUUCUUUUUUUUAAUAUAGGUAGUAGUGGUAACAAAGUAUGGAAAGACUCGAUUUUAUUAUUUUAGGAGCGACUGGUUUUACAGGAAAAUAUGUGGCAAAACAUUUAGCUAAGUUAUGUGAACAUCCGGAUUACAUUAGUUUAAAAUGGGGUGUGUGUGGUCGGUCGAAAGAAAAAUUAAAUGGUUUGAAAAAAGAACUAAUUAAAAUUGGAGAUCGCACAUCGGAAAUUUUAUCAUUAAUCUGUGACAUCCCUUCGGGAGACUUAAAAGCUGUGACCAGUCAAGCUAAGGUUGUGAUAAACUGCACAGGACCCAACACCAUACUCAGUGAACCCAUAGUGAAGGCUUGCAUUGAAACAUCCACUGAUUAUGUUGACAUAUCAGCGGAAUUAUUCCAAAUGUUGGAUAUAUACGAAAAAUACAAUAAGUCAGCAGAGCAAUCUAAUGUGCUUAUCAUACCUGCUUGCGGGUUUUCUUCUAUUCCUGUUGCAUCUGGAUUAAUUUAUUUAGAAAAAUAUUUUAAAGGCGCUAUCAGAACAGUGCAAUGUUACACAAGAUUAGACAUUCCCUUGCGUGCAUAUAUUCCAUGGGCCAACAACUGCUUAAUAAACUCUGGAACUUGGGAAUCUAUGAUCCAUGUAUUUCAUAAACUACCUGAACACGCUCAGUUGAAAAAUAAAUUGUUUCCGGAGAAUGCGCAUAACCCUGUACCACAAGAAUUAAAGAAGUCACUAUUUCACAUUAGCCAACGUAAAGUCUGGUUUACAUAUCCAGGUCCAGACGCAGAUGUAGUUGAUAUGUCGGAGAGGUAUUUGAAAAGGGCAAAAGGCGUAACUCCAUUUCACUUCAGGAUGUACGCUACAAUGCCUUGCAUUCUUCAACUUAUCAUUGUAACAGUAGCUAUUUUUACUUAUUAUUAUAUGUCCAGAAUGAAAUGCUUCCGAAGAUUAUUAAUAAAGCAUCCAAGAAUAUUUUCCGCCGGUUACGCUACUCACAAAGGUCCUUCUGCAAAUAAUGUCCGUGAAACAAAGUUUACUAUGACAUUUAUUGGUAAAGGUCAGGAUGAAAACGGAAAAGAAAAGAAUAUCACUGCAAAGAAAAUGAGAACAAAACCAAGAAAGCUCUGCCUGCUACCAUUGAAAAUAUACAGUUUGGUUUUAUAAUAUCCGGUAUAUCACCACUCAAUGAAAACAUAUUUCCCGAAUCGGAGUUUAGUGGAGCUUAUGUGAUGGAUAGGCCAGUGCCAGUAUCACAAGAUGUUGCUGGUUCUUCGACGGCUAGGAUGAACAUAAAUCCGAACGUAAAUGCCAUACCAUCAGUGCCAGAAAAGAAUAUCGACAGUGCAGGGUCUUCCAGAGCUGAACAUUUGAUCACCCUUCCAAAUUCUGCUGUAUAUAUAUUCAAUAAUAUGGUUAACAUUGUCAACAUUUCUGAUCAUCAUAAUGAAAUUACUGCAGAAGAACCAAUUGUUUCAAGUGAAUCGACUACUGCUUUGCCAUUACGCUCAAGAUCCGCUAGUACUAAUUGCGAAUCACCUUCAAUUCUUGAACAGCAUGAGUCAGGAGAAGAGCUCAGUAUACAAACACCCGAAAGUGAAUAUCAAUUGGAAAAACACCAAAGAGUGACUCCACCGCCUUCAACUUCUGAUACCCCUUUUACUUCUUUUAUUCAUCUAACAGACAUAAUGCCCAUUCCGAAAGCUCUAACUUGUUUAGAAAAUCGAAGAAAUAUACGCAAACGUAAAAGUACUAUUUAUACACAUGCCUGAAAAAGAAAAACUUAUGGAAUUAAAACAGAAACAAUCGUGUACAGAAUAUUUGAAGAAGAAAAAAACUGAAAAUCUUAUAUCUAAAAGUUAGGAAAAGGAAAAUGUAAAGGGAAGGUUAAGGUUAAGGGAAAAGGUAAGAACGGUAUCAGAGGAGCUAAAAAUAAAGAUAAUGAUGCAGCAGCUUAUUCAGAUGAAAGUGAUGAUGAUGACACGAUUUGUAUAGAAUGCACUGAUUCUGUUAGUCCGCCUGGUGAAGAAUGGAUUCAGUAAAUACACUGAAUCUAUUCUUUUCCCAUUCAAUAUGUGCAAAAGGCAAUUUAAUGUUUUAUGAGUGCAAAAAUAGAUGAUAAGUUAAUUAAUGUUCUUAAUUGUUGUAAAAAAUAAGAAGUAUUCGUCUUUAUUAAAGAGGGAUAAUAUGAUUAUUAA
Messenger RNA from Plodia interpunctella (Indianmeal moth), 2308 nucleotides. RefSeq names its product saccharopine dehydrogenase-like oxidoreductase. The coding region runs from base 153 to 1277 and encodes 374 amino acids. Gene Ontology annotation, biological process: glycolipid biosynthetic process. The transcript has 6 exons. The record is from RefSeq and is a predicted model, not a curated record. NCBI's taxonomy places the organism in Eukaryota, Metazoa, Arthropoda, Insecta, Lepidoptera, Pyralidae. Gene Ontology annotation, cellular component: plasma membrane; mitochondrion; lipid droplet.